UCUCACAUUUUCUCCUUUACCAAGUCAAUGAACAGGCUAUCAUCCAUAAGAGCAAAGUAGAAAAGAAAAGUACUUUCACAAUUUUUAUGUUCUGGAUAACCCCAAUCAAUCACCCACUUUUCUUUUCUUUUUUUCUUUGUUUAAGAAAAGAUUAUUCAGCAUAAAUUGAGAUUUCAGUGUACAGCCAUAAAUCUCUCUUGUCCUUUCCUAUAUAUAACAUCCCAAUUUUAAGCAUUUAGACAUAAUCUUUUAUAUCUCAUAUUCCAUCAUCUAACCUUUCUUUGAAAAGAAAGAAAAAAGAAAAUGGCAGAAUUCUGUGUUCUAGUGUGGCUUAGCAUUCUUUUGGCUUUUGGGUUCAUCAAUGGCUCUUUGGCAGAGGAGAAGAUUGGUGUAUAUGAGCUGAAGAAAGGAAAUAUCACUUUAAAGCUCACCAACUAUGGUGCCCGUGUUAUCUCUGUAUAUCUCCCUGAUAAAUAUGGAAAGGUGGAUGAUGUUGUUCUUGGUUAUGAUUCUAUUGAUGAGUACCUGAAUGACACAUCAAGCUUUGGAGCCACUGUUGGAAGGGUUGCUAAUAGAAUUGCUGGUGCUCAAUUUACUUUGAAUGGAACCACCUAUAAACUUGUUCCUAAUGAAGGGAAGAACAUGCUUCAUGGUGGCCGUAAAGGAUUCAGCAAAGUUGUUUGGAAAGUUAAGAAAUAUAAGCAAGCUGGCCAUACUCCUCACAUUACCCUUACCUAUCGCAGCUUUGAUGGCGAAGAAGGAUUCCCUGGUAAUCUUCGUGUCACUCUAGCUUACACGCUGCUUGAGAACAACCAAUUGAGUAUAACAAUGAAAGCAAAAGCUCAAAAGAAGUCUACCCCUGUGAACCUUGCUAACCAUGCCUACUGGAACCUUGGCGGCCAGAGCAGUGGCGACAUUUUAUCCCAAGAAAUCCAAAUAUUUGCGUCCCGGUACACUCCACUUGACAGCCAGCUUAUUCCCACAGGCCAGAUUGUAUCAGUCAAAGCAACACCUUACGAUUUCCUUAACCCCGCAACAAUUGGUAGCAAGAUCAACCAACUCCCGAAAGGCUACGAUAUCAAUUACGCACUCGACGCCAGCGCCCACAACAAGAUGAAGAAGACAGCGAUUGUGCAUGAUAAGAAGACUGGAAGAGUAAUGGAGUUGUUUACGAAUCAACCUGGACUGCAAUUCUAUACAAGCAACACAUUGGAGAAGAAGGGCAAAGGUGGAUUUGUGUAUAAACCUCAUGCAGCUUUGUGCUUGGAGACUCAGGGUUAUCCUGAUGCAGUGAAUCAUCCUAAUUUCCCUUCCGUGAUUGUCAAUCCAGGGAAAUCUUACAAGCAUUACAUGCUCUUUAAGUUUUCAACUUCUUAGCUUAUUUUCUUCUUCUCUUUUUCAUCUGAGAUAGUGUAAUAUUUUUAGGUUCCCACGAAAAUUAAUAAUUUUGAUGCAGACAGCAAACAAUUUUAUAUACUGCAGAAGUUUUGGAA
Ricinus communis (castor bean) is the source of this 1493-nucleotide messenger RNA. Its product is annotated as galactose mutarotase. Bases 304 to 1377 code for a protein of 357 amino acids. Gene Ontology annotation, biological process: glucose metabolic process; beta-D-galactose catabolic process via UDP-galactose, Leloir pathway. The record is from RefSeq and is a predicted model, not a curated record. The transcript has 5 exons. Lineage: Eukaryota; Viridiplantae; Streptophyta; Magnoliopsida; Malpighiales; Euphorbiaceae. Gene Ontology annotation, molecular function: aldose 1-epimerase activity; carbohydrate binding.